Molecule: messenger RNA, 480 nt
Organism: Brugia malayi
Lineage: Eukaryota; Metazoa; Nematoda; Chromadorea; Rhabditida; Onchocercidae
Exons: 5
Coding region: 1-480 (159 amino acids)
Source: RefSeq, a predicted model, not a curated record
AUGCUCCUCUGUUUGUGUGCUUUGGUACAUUCACAGCUGAUACAGUUAGCGCAAAGUACUGUAAGAUGCUUUUGCGACAAACAAAACUGUGAAGAUUCGCUGAUUUGUACAGGCGAGUUGUGUUUGAUUGGAUUCCGCAGUGAAGAUAGUCAGGCACAUAUGGAACAGCUAUGUAGCAAUGCAGGUGAUGCAAGAGAUCUGGCAAAAUGUCAGCACAACUGGAACGGAUGGCAGGAGGUUUGUGCUUGCGAAGAAGAUUUUUGCAAUACAUUUGCAUACUUACACGGUUCUAUUGAAGAAAGCACUGAUAAUGUGGCUGAUUCACAACCAUUAAAUCUGGUUGAGAAAGAAUCAUCGAUAGGUUCGGUAGGAAGACAUCGUGGAAGUAAUUUAAUUAUUCUGUUAGUAAUUAUCCCACUGUCAGUUGGCGCUCUGGCUGUGUGCCUUAUUUUUAUCAAUUACCACUGCAAGAUGUGUUGA